AUGUUUAUAAUUAAUGAAUAUGCUUUAAAUAACGAUGAAAGCAUCUAUGAUUUAGCUCAAGAUAAUGAAAAUGUCUACGAUUUAACUCAAGAUAAUGAAAGUAUCUAUGAUUUAACUCAAGAUAGCGAAAGUUCAUACGAUCUAAGUCAAAAUAAUGAAAAUGUUUAUGAAUCAACUCAAGAUAGCGAUUUAAUUCAAGGUGCUAGUUUAGCUAUAAGUGAAAAUUAUGAAGAAGAUGAAGAAAUGGAUCUGUUUUAUGAAAAUGAGAUGGUCGAAUAUGAAAAUAAUUGGGACUAG
Racocetra fulgida is the source of this 297-nucleotide messenger RNA. Lineage: Eukaryota; Fungi; Glomeromycota; Glomeromycetes; Diversisporales; Gigasporaceae. The record is from the annotation of a GenBank genome assembly.